Messenger RNA from Hippopotamus amphibius kiboko, 7639 nucleotides. It is a transcript of the gene JAG1, whose product is annotated as jagged canonical Notch ligand 1. The record is from RefSeq and is a predicted model, not a curated record. Gene Ontology annotation, molecular function: Notch binding; calcium ion binding. Gene Ontology annotation, biological process: multicellular organism development; Notch signaling pathway; heterophilic cell-cell adhesion. Gene Ontology annotation, cellular component: plasma membrane; cell surface; signaling receptor complex. NCBI's taxonomy places the organism in Eukaryota, Metazoa, Chordata, Mammalia, Artiodactyla, Hippopotamidae. The transcript has 24 exons. The coding region runs from base 2701 to 5880 and encodes 1059 amino acids.
GCGUGUGAGUCUGGAAGUGCAGAGCUUGGCACCCGGUCCCUGUCAGAGCUGGACAGAGCUGUCGCCGGGCUGCUUCUGAGCUCUUCUGCCACCCACUUCCCCUGCCUGACACCCCCACCCCGCCCCAGACCUCUCCGUGGAGUCUUCUUCCAUCACUUCCCCUAGAAUUUUGGCUUGGAGUAUUAAGUGGCCAGGACAGAUUGCCAGUUAACUCAGUCCCUGAAUACAGGCCCUAGAUUAUCUUCGGGAUAGAGAUCUUAAUGCUUUUACAACCUUAAAACCUUGUAGACUGCAAAAGGAUCAAAGUAGUGACUUUUUAAAAGUCCAUUUAAACUUUAAGUGAGCGUUUAAUCUCUCAUCAGAAAGAUAAAGCCUGCAGAGGCGGCCCUGGGCUCUAAAGAUCGACCUUGAAUUUCACUUGGUGGGCAGGUGAGCCCCCGGCCGGCCAGGGUUUCCCACACUGUGCACGACAGGCCUUUCAUUGAAGCCUCGUUCCAGUGCCUCACAGCCAUCACAUUGGCCUUGUCCCCUUCUGAAAGGUGACUCUGUUCUCAGCGCAGGCUGCGCUUCAGGGCUGCUGGGGCUGGGUGGGUGCUGGAGUGGGGGUGAAGCCCUAGAGGAUGCGGGUGGAAACGUGGUAGUCUGGCUUAGAAUGGAGUCUUUGCUCUUGGAUUGUAACUUCAAAAUAUGUUUCCCCUCCCUCGCUGAGACUGCCAGCCAGUUCCCUUUCUGCCAGCAGGACCUGGGUGGUUGUCAUGGGAAAAAUUGAUUCACGCUGAAAUCUGAGUCUGCACAGGAGGAGGGGUUGAUCGGCCUGGCGUCUCUGCCCGCAUCCCUCUGCCUGUCUCAUCCUCUCUGACCCUUGGUGUGUUUGCUGCUAAUAACAUUUCCCCCUCUUCUCACCUUGCUUUUUUCUUCCCGACUCUGGGACUGGUGAAUACCCAGAGAGGACACAGUGAGUGCCUGGAAUCCGCGAGGAGGCCGCGGCCCGGCUGCCUCGCUGGGCCGCGCAUGGCCACACGGUCGCUGCUGAGCCCCGUUUGCCGGAAGCGCCAGGCCGUUUGGGUCACUCCUCUUGCUUUGGCACCUGAAGUCCAGACCUGUGGACUUCCUCCCCGAGUGACGCCCCCAUCCCGCUGUGGGGGGGGGGGGGGGCAGUGACCUGCCUGCGCUGGGGCUGAUGCCAGUCAGGGUCACAGGCACCUGUUCUCUGUUCCCGCCUCUGCCACACGGUUGGGGGCUGGGUAGGCAUUAUGUCACUGUGACCUGCUUACAGUGGUAACUAAGUGUUGGGGAGGUGGGGGUGCGGAGCAGGAAACAGCCUCUUCAGACAUUCCGGUGCAGAUGGCGUGAGUCUGGCUGGCAGCGUGAGCAUCCCUGGGGUGGACCCUGGCUCCUGGUAAGGGCUGGGUCAGGACCCCCAUCUGGGUGUGCGAGGGGCCCCUAGCAUCUGCAGGGCCCUUCCUGGGCCUUCUAUCAGCCCACGGGUCAGGUGGCUGUUCCCCUGGAAGCCGGUGCCCAUCCAGAGCUGCUCACAGCUGUCUGCCCCGUUCUGGGAUUCUGGAGUCUCUCAUCUCUUGCUGGGAGGAAAAGUCACUGGAAGGGCACAGGAAGACUUGGGGUAGAGAGAAAGGGAUUUCAGACCCUACUCUUGAAGAGAGGGGUUGCCUCAGAGUCACAGAAUGCCCACUGCAGGGCACUGAGUUCACGUGUGUGAACCCUGGGGAGGAGGGAUAGGGGUUUGCUGAGAGUGGCUUAUCACUAGCUUGUCCAGCCUCCCUUUUGCAAAGCUUCCAAGGUAUCGUGGAUUCUAGCAUAUUCAGAACCAAAUGUGUCAUCUUCUCUCCCCAAGAGCAGAGCCUGCCUAGGGCCCUUUAUUGAUGACUAGAACCAGCAUUUGAACGCCCAUUACCAUAGGCCAGAAAUCUGGACGGCACCCACUGUGUACCACGUUCUCUCUCAGCAUCUGUAUCUAAUCCACCUCCAAGUUCUGAAAAUCUUAUGUCCAGUGCUCCACAUCCAAUCCUGAUGUCUCCCUCCACCUCCCCUGCUGCUACCCUGCUCCAAGUCACCUUUUGCUCAUGCCUGAUUCUUUCAGUGGCAGCUGAAUUAAUGCACCCCUGUCUACUCUGGUCCACCUCCAGUGCUUUCUCCAUUCUCCUGCCAUUUUGAUCUUUUCAGAGCAUGCCGUUUGAGUGUCACCUUUACUAAGACCCACUUGGUAACUUCCGUUGCUCUUGGGACAAAUUUUUAUGUGACCCCAAAGCCCCUUUCACAGCCCAGUCUUGUCUCCCUGCCAGCUCCAUCUCAUGUGUCACGUUGUCAUCUGUCAUAUCUGUAUUUUGUCCUACCCCACCAGUCACCUUUCUGUCCUCAAAUGCCUCAGUUGUCUCUUGCUUCAGGGCCUUUGCACACACUGCUCACUCUGCUUGGAAUGUUUUGCUCUGUAUGCCCUUCACCCUCUGUCCCUCCCAAGGGACUGUCCUCCAUGAGGGCAGAAGCUGAGGAUGUGUAGCAACCCAGGUGGAGUUGGCUGCUCUCUGGGGACCAAACAAGGCUUCAAAUUAGAGGCAGAGCCCUGAGCUUUGGAGCAGAGAAUUCCUUCUCACGUCAGCUCUGCAGUGAACCCUUGGGAGCAGAGCCUGGCCCAAGUGAAGCCCAGAACCCGACAGCAUUAUUGAAAAGGCUUCUCACUCGGGCAUGAUCAACCCUAGCCGCCAGUGGCAGACGCUGAAGCAGAACACAGGGGUCGCCCACUUUGAGUAUCAGAUCCGUGUGACCUGCGAUGACUAUUACUAUGGCUUUGGCUGUAAUAAAUUCUGCCGACCCAGAGACGACUUCUUUGGCCAUUAUGCCUGCGAUCAGAAUGGCAACAAAACUUGCAUGGAAGGCUGGAUGGGCCCCGAAUGUAACAAAGCUAUUUGCCGACAGGGCUGUAGCCCCAAGCAUGGGUCUUGCAAACUCCCAGGUGACUGCAGGUGCCAGUAUGGCUGGCAGGGCCUGUACUGCGACAAGUGCAUCCCACACCCAGGGUGCGUCCACGGCACGUGUAACGAGCCCUGGCAGUGCCUCUGUGAGACCAACUGGGGCGGCCAGCUCUGCGAUAAAGAUCUCAACUACUGCGGGACCCGCCAGCCGUGUCUCAAUGGGGGGACCUGUAGCAACACGGGGCCUGACAAAUACCAGUGUUCCUGCCCCGAGGGGUACUCAGGGCCCAACUGUGAAAUUGCGGAGCACGCCUGCCUCUCUGAUCCCUGCCACAACAGAGGCAGCUGCAAGGAGACCUCCACGGGGUUUGAGUGUGAGUGUUCUCCGGGCUGGACUGGCCCCACCUGCUCCACAAACAUUGAUGACUGUUCUCCAAAUAACUGUUCCCACGGGGGCACCUGCCAGGACUUGGUUAAUGGAUUUAAGUGUGUGUGCCCGCCCCAGUGGACUGGCAAAACGUGCCAGCUAGAUGCAAAUGAAUGCGAGGCCAAACCUUGUGUAAAUGCCAAAUCCUGUAAGAAUCUGAUAGCCAGCUACUACUGCGACUGCCUCCCAGGCUGGAUGGGUCAAAAUUGUGACAUAAAUAUUAAUGACUGCCUCGGCCAGUGUCAGAAUGACGCCUCUUGUCGGGAUUUGGUUAAUGGUUAUCGCUGUAUCUGUCCACCUGGCUAUGCAGGCGAUCACUGUGAGACAGACAUCGAUGAGUGCGCCAGCAACCCCUGUCUCAACGGGGGGCACUGUCAGAACGAAAUCAACAGAUUCCAGUGUCUGUGUCCCACUGGUUUCUCUGGAAACCUCUGUCAGCUGGACAUCGAUUAUUGUGAGCCCAAUCCCUGCCAGAACGGUGCCCAGUGCUACAACCGUGCCAGUGACUAUUUCUGCAAGUGUCCUGAGGACUAUGAAGGCAAGAACUGCUCCCACCUUAAAGACCACUGCCGCACCACCCCCUGUGAAGUGAUUGACAGCUGCACGGUGGCCAUGGCCUCCAAUGAUACGCCUGAAGGGGUGCGCUAUAUUUCCUCCAACGUCUGCGGUCCCCAUGGGAAGUGCAAGAGUCAGUCGGGAGGCAAAUUCACCUGUGACUGUAACAAAGGCUUCACCGGAACCUACUGCCAUGAAAAUAUUAACGACUGCGAGAGCAACCCCUGUAAAAACGGGGGCACUUGCAUCGAUGGUGUCAACUCCUACAAGUGUAUCUGCAGUGGCGGCUGGGAGGGUGCCUACUGCGAGACUAACAUCAACGACUGCAGCCAGAACCCCUGCCACAACGGGGGCUCGUGUCGUGACCUGGUCAACGACUUCUACUGUGACUGUAAAAAUGGUUGGAAAGGCAAGACCUGCCACUCACGUGACAGCCAGUGUGACGAGGCCACGUGCAACAAUGGUGGCACCUGCUAUGACGAGGGGGAUGCUUUCAAGUGCAUGUGUCCCGGAGGCUGGGAAGGAACGACUUGUAACAUAGCCCGAAACAGCAGCUGCCUGCCCAGUCCCUGCCACAACGGGGGCACCUGUGUGGUCAACGGCGAGUCCUUCACGUGUGUCUGCAAAGAAGGCUGGGAGGGGCCCAUCUGUACGCAGAACACCAAUGACUGCAGUCCUCAUCCCUGUUACAACAGUGGCACAUGCGUGGAUGGAGAGAAUUGGUACCGCUGUGAAUGCGCCCCCGGCUUCGCUGGGCCCGACUGCAGGAUAAACAUCAACGAAUGCCAGUCUUCACCUUGUGCCUUCGGGGCAACCUGUGUGGAUGAGAUCAAUGGGUACCGGUGUGUCUGCCCCCCAGGGCACAGUGGUGCCAAAUGCCAGGAAGUUUCAGGGAGAUCUUGCAUCACCGUGGGGAGCGUGAUACCUGAUGGGGCCAAGUGGGACGAUGACUGCAACGCCUGCCAGUGCCUGGAUGGGAGGAUUGCCUGCUCCAAGGUGUGGUGUGGCCCCCGCCCUUGCUCGCUGCACAAAGGGCACAGCGAGUGCCCCAGCGGGCAGAGCUGCAUCCCCAUCCUGGACGCCCAGUGCUUCGUGCGCCCCUGCACUGGUGUGGGCGAGUGCCGGUCCUCUAGCCUCCAGCCCGUGAAGACCAAGUGUUCGUCCGACCCCUACUACCAGGACAACUGUGCCAACAUCACGUUCACCUUCAACAAGGAGAUGAUGUCGCCGGGUCUCACCACUGAGCAUAUUUGCAGCGAGUUGCGGAAUCUGAACAUUCUGAAAAAUGUUUCUGCCGAAUAUUCAAUCUACAUAGCUUGCGAGCCCUCCCCAUCUGCGAAUAAUGAAAUACACGUGGCCAUUUCUGCUGAAGAUAUCCGGGAUGAUGGAAACCCUAUCAAGGAGAUCACCGACAAGAUUAUCGAUCUUGUUAGUAAGCGUGAUGGGAACAGCUCGCUGAUCGCCGCUGUUGCAGAAGUGAGAGUUCAGAGGCGUCCUCUGAAGAACAGAACAGAUUUCCUGGUGCCCCUGCUGAGCUCGGUCCUGACCGUGGCCUGGGUCUGCUGCCUGGUGACCGCCUUCUACUGGUGCGUGCGCAAGCGGCGGAAGCCCGGCAGCCACGCACGCUCGGCCUCCGAGGACACCACCACCAACAAUGUGCGCGAGCAGCUGAACCAGAUCAAGAACCCCAUCGAGAAGCACGGGGCCAACGCGGUCCCCAUCAGGGACUACGAGAACAAGAACUCCAAAAUGUCCAAAAUAAGGACACACAACUCGGAGGUGGAAGAGGACGACAUGGACAAGCACCAGCAGAAGGCCCGCCUCGCCAAGCAGGCCACGUACACGCUGGUCGACAGAGAGGAGAAGCCCCCCCACGGCACACCGGCCAAACACCCAAACUGGACAAACAAACAGGACAACAGAGACCUGGAGAGCGCGCAGAGCCUGAACCGCAUGGAGUACAUCGUAUAGCAGGCGGCGGGCGGAGUCUGAGGGCGCCCGGGGCUCCUGCUUCUCCUGCUGUCCUGUCGUGUUCCGGUCCCAGGCUGUCCUUGACGUAGAACCCCUGUGUUAAUUUAAGUUCUGACAAGCUGGCUUACACUGGCAAUGGUAGUUUCUGUGGUUGGCUGGGCAGUGCUGCAUGGCACAGCUAUGCAGACACCAGUGCCUGGGGCCGCGGGGCCCGCACCUCUCGGAUCAGGCUCCCAGGAGGACGCCCGGCCCCCUCCCCCGCCGAGGCCUCCAGCUUCCACUUCUGCCAGAUGUCCCGAUGGUGAUGCAGUCUUAGGAUCAUAGUUUUUAUUUAUAUUUAUUGAAACUCUUGAGUUGUUUUUGUAUAUUGGUUUUAUGAUGACGUCCAAGUAGUUCUGUAUUUGAAAAGUGCCUUUGCAGCUCAGAACCACAGCAACUAUCACAAAUGAGUUUAUUAUUUAUUUUUUUUAUUGUAUUUUGUUGUUAUUGGGGGCGGGGGGACUUUGAUGUCAGCAGUUGCUGGUAAAAUGAAGAAUUUAAAGAGGAAAAAUGUGUCAAAAGUAGAAUUUUGUAUAGUUAUGUAAAUAAUUCUUUUUUUUAUUAAUCACUGUGUAUAUUUGAUUUAUUAACUUAAUAAUCAAGAGCCUUAAGACAUCAUUCCUUUUUAUUUAUAUGUAUGUGUUUAGAAUUGAAGGUUUUUGAUAGCGUUGUAAGCAUAUGGCUUUAUUUUUUUGAACUUAUUUUCUUAUUACGUGUUGCCUAUAAGCCAAAAUAGUUUAAGACAAUAGGAUGGCCUUCCGUGCCUGGAAUACUGGUGGAACUUUUUUUUUUUUUCGUACGACGUCAGAUGUUUAAAACCCCGACUGAGGCAGUUUGAGAGUUAGUCUAGAACAGGUUCCUUUUUUUUUUUUUUUUUUUUUUGCUUUAGACUUGAAGAGACAGGCAGGUGAUCUGCUGCCGAGCAGUUUAAGGGAACAAGCUGAGCUAUGACUAAACGUAGCCAAAACGUGAGUGGUUGAAGAUCAUUAAAAAUAUCAGAUUAAUUGUGUGAAGCUGGAAGCACACCGAUCUUAUUUUGUAAAUUCUGAUUUCUUUUCACCAUUCGUAACGUAAGACUGAACCACUUGUAGAUUUGACUUUUUCGUUGUUAUCUACUGCAUUUAGGGAGUAUUCUAAUAAGCUAGUUGAAUACUUGAACCAGAAAAUGUCCAGUAAGAUCACUGUUUAGAUUUGCCAGAGCCCCACUGCCUGCCUUAAGUGAGGAAAUCAAAAUGCUACGAUAAAGUUUAAGAUCAAAAAGGCUUAUCAAAAACAGAUUUCAUUGGUUCACUGUUGAGAACGUGAAGAUUCUUUGUAUGGUCCUCUUAGUGUUAUACGAACGUAAACAUGCAUCUUUGAUGUGUUGUUCCUGGCAAUGCAUUUUGAAAAGUCAUAUUUAUUAAAUUUUUUGUACGAAAACACGGACCCGUGUGGCCUCUCCUGAGCUUCUGUAGUUCUGCCCGGCUCGGUGUCGUGCCUUUGCCGCCGCCCUGGGCCUGUCCUGGUGACCGGGGCGUGAGAAGCAGGCUGUGCUUGACGGGGGCCUGGCUCAAGAACGGAGAGCCUUUCCAGCCAUCACAUUCAUCGUGCAUUCUCGAAACCCCGAGGGGCUGCCACGAAGCUGGAGCUGUGAGAGCCCCGUCUUGGGGGGGCCUUGACGCCCUUGUUAUUCCACAGCAAGUGUGAAUACUGCUUGAAUAAACAGCACUGGAUUAACGGC